AUGUCCACAGGAAUGAUACUGGAGUAUAACGAGUAUAGUACAGCCCAAAGGAGAGAGCUAAGCCAAGUCAUCCGCAAAGUUCUUAAUACAGAUGUUGGGCAGGGAGUUUCAUUAGAAAGAGACAACAACGGAUGGUCUCAACAAUUUGAUAAACAUUAUGCAAAAGGCAGAUACAAUAAAAUGAAAUCUCCGUAUAUAUUUCAGACGAAGACACCUGAGUGCUUGGCCGCCCCCGUGCCAGCAGAAUGUAGGUGCCAAGGGCUAGAGCUCGUCUGCGACGGUGCCAAGUUACGUGCUGUCCCUUCCGUCUCUCCAAAUAUAACCAUGAUGUCUCUCAGGUGGAAUCUGCUAAGGAAACUUUCUGCUGAUAUUUUCAAGAAAUACCAAGACCUUAAAAAUCUGUAUCUUCAGAACAAUAAGAUCAGAGCUGUCUCCGAACGCGCUUUCAGAGGUUUAUACAAUUUGACAAAGCUAUAUCUGAGUCACAACAAGAUAACCAGUUUGAAGCCUGGUGUUUUUCAAGAUCUCCACAAGCUAGAAUGGCU
Messenger RNA from Tinamus guttatus (white-throated tinamou), 545 nucleotides. NCBI's taxonomy places the organism in Eukaryota, Metazoa, Chordata, Aves, Tinamiformes, Tinamidae. The record is from RefSeq and is a predicted model, not a curated record.